Pyricularia grisea is the source of this 636-nucleotide messenger RNA. RefSeq lists its product as uncharacterized. The transcript has 2 exons. The record is from RefSeq and is a predicted model, not a curated record. NCBI's taxonomy places the organism in Eukaryota, Fungi, Ascomycota, Sordariomycetes, Magnaporthales, Pyriculariaceae. Bases 100 to 453 code for a protein of 117 amino acids.
CAAGAAUAUCUGCAGUACAAUAAAUCCAGCUAAAAGCACCUUGUACCUUGUCUGGCAAUACCUCACAAAGGUCCAAUCCAACGUUGCACAAGCCCUGACAUGAGUCUGCCCCCUGUCCGACCUCCUUUGCGCUGCCUGCCCUCCUUAUCCUGCCCUGCCGAGUCCUGUCCUGCCCUGUUUGGACUUACUUUUUGCGCUGUGAUACGGCAGACCCAGACUGGCGGAUCGCGGAAGAUUUUCGACCCACUCGCCCAAGAAAUACCACCCAGAAGAAAAUACUGCAGUUGUUCUUCUUGUUCACCUACAACGCGCUUUUCCAAACAGGGUAAUUUUGCGCGUAUUCAAGAUAGCCUGACACUCCUUUUACAUGCACGUGAGAUUUUCAAUACUCUCCUUUUAAUCUCAUUUUUCGUUUCUCAAGCUUUGUACUGCCACACACAUCUAGCCACCUAGGUAGGUACCUCUUUGCCUACCUAGUCAUUUCACAUCAUACCGGUUGGCGGCGAGACCACGGCGAAAUUGACUGUGUACAAUGCGUCCUGAAUUUGCAUAUUUCCCUGCCUUACGUACAUACCCACCAACCAGCUUAUAGGCAACCGCCAAAAAAAAAAAAAAAAAAAAAAAAAAAAAAAGAAA